UCCCCCAAGUCAGUUCCUGAAGUAAAGGUUGUUUCAUCCAAAAAGUCGAACGGAGAAUCGUCGCAAGCUGGGAAGAAAUCCAGAUCUUCUAAGAGGACUGCAGAGUCCUCCGCUCUAACCAAGGGAAAUGUAUCAAAGAAGGCUAAAAAGAAGAUGAAGCAUGUGCAGGAGCAUGAGUCCGCUGAUGAGAAUGUUGAUCAUGCUGCGAUCUUAGAAGAGAAGGGCGCUAAAAAACAGUUGUUUCAACGUAUAUGGAAUGAGGACGAUGAAGUUUCUAUUUUGAAAGGAAUGAUCGAGCAUGGUGAAAAUGAAGGGAUUGAUCCAGCUUUACUGGAUAUGUUUUCUUUCUACGACUCCAUUAGAGAUUCAAUUCAGUUAGAAGUCAGUAGAAGCCAAUUAACUUACAAAGUAAAGAAGCUGAAGAAGAAGUUUUUGAAAAAUCUGGAGAAAAGUUACGACGGUAUUAAUAGAACUUUCGCAAACGAUCAUGACCAGAAGUGUUAUGAUUUAUCCAAGAGGAUAUGGGGAACUACUACAUGUAAAGGAAGUCUUAGCGCCAAGGUGUCUAGGAAUAGGAAAGGGAACAAUGCUGUUGAAGUCAAAGCCAAAAAAUCUAACUUGGGUUCAUUUAACUCGGAGAAGAAGAAUGUACCCACUGAUACGGAGGUUGAUCGUGCUGUUGCUGAUCCAUCCAAUGUCGUAUCUUUCUGUAUGGACUUGAGCUUGGAAAAGAAAAUUGAGGAAUACGCGUCUCAGCUGAUUACAAGUGCGAAGAAGUCAGAAUUGGACAGUGUGUUCAGGGAAUUACAAGUGAAGGAGACAGAGGCUUACUUUCAUCGCCUUGUCCACUUGCGUGAGAAGGCAAUUCUGGUGUUGGAAGCAUUGCGUUCCAACACAAAUUAAGUAAUAGGACUUUCAUGGAGAUAUGAACCAAGCUGUUAAUGCGUAUUUUACUGAAGGCGAUAGAAACAAGUGAGUGUGUUUUUUCUUUUUCAUUUUUCGUUAUUUAAGUUCUAUUACUAAACUGAUGUUGAAUGGAUGUUUUUUUUCGUUGUUUCGUUACUUUUCUCCAGAUUUUUCAAAAACUUCUUCUUCAGCUUCUUUACUUUGUAAGUUAAUUGGCUUCUACUGGCUUCUAACUGAAUUGAAUCUCUAAUGGAGUCGUAGAAAGAAAACAUAUCCAGUAAAGCUGGAUCAAUCCCUUCAUUUUCACCAUGC
Impatiens glandulifera is the source of this 1218-nucleotide messenger RNA. Its product is annotated as probable transcription factor At1g11510. The record is from RefSeq and is a predicted model, not a curated record. Gene Ontology annotation, biological process: regulation of DNA-templated transcription. The transcript has 2 exons. Gene Ontology annotation, cellular component: nucleus. NCBI's taxonomy places the organism in Eukaryota, Viridiplantae, Streptophyta, Magnoliopsida, Ericales, Balsaminaceae. The coding region runs from base 154 to 903 and encodes 249 amino acids.